Messenger RNA from Dendronephthya gigantea, 2556 nucleotides. RefSeq names its product phospholipase DDHD1-like. Bases 210 to 2345 code for a protein of 711 amino acids. The record is from RefSeq and is a predicted model, not a curated record. Gene Ontology annotation, molecular function: glycerophospholipase activity; metal ion binding. NCBI's taxonomy places the organism in Eukaryota, Metazoa, Cnidaria, Anthozoa, Malacalcyonacea, Nephtheidae. The transcript is spliced from 10 exons. Gene Ontology annotation, cellular component: cytoplasm.
AAUAACAAAAAUAUUUUAUUUGCAUUCCUCUUUUUGUUGAUCGAAAUAUUUUCACUUUUUUGUUGGUUUUAGAUGAAAUGCUGUGCUAAAACGAAAGGAUGCUUUAAAUUGAGUUGAACAUCAUGGGUUUCCCGCUAAAUUGCAAAGAAUUUUGCCAGUUUGUAGCUGUGUAUAACAGGAUGGACAUUUAAUAUCAAAGAGAUUACAUCAUGGAUGAUCCAACUUCAAAUCAAGCAAAACGUACAAAAAUCGCUCCCGCUAGACCACCUCCACCAAAAAGGAUGCCAAAUGACAUGCCUUCCACAGUUCGCAAACAUUACGAGGAACUGUCAAAUAUUCGUGCAGAGCGCGUGAGAUGGUUUUAUUUUGAGGACAAAAAGUGGUCACCGUUUUGUGGUCAGGAAUCGUUAAGAAUUGAGCAGUGUUAUCGGAGUCAGGCCAAGCUGUCAAGUCAUUUAAAAACAUCGCCAGAUCUUUGCGAAGUGUGUACAGUUCUUGGUGGCCUUUAUGAUGUCGACGUCGCGAAACGAAUUUGCAAGCCAGUGUAUUGGAAAGCUGACCCCUUGGAAAUAUGUCGGGGUACAUGGUUCAAGGGAUCUGCUAGUGAAACCCAUUGGACUCCAAUAACUGAAGAAGAAGCAAAACUUAUUGAACAAUCUCAUCAAAUGCUGUGGCAUUCUAUGGGUUUAAAUCCAGGUGUUCCACAUGUAAAUAACUCAUCAAAUACUUCAACCACCAUUAAUGACACAGAAAACAAGAAUGUGUUGUGUACGCUACAACUCUCAGGUUACUAUGUGGAAUGGACAGACCUUACUGAGGUGUGGUUACAUAGUGAAGGAGUGACCUCAAAGAUAUUUCGUGGAAUGGUACAAAAGAUUGGUGGCUCUACUGGCGUCCAUGCCACGCCCUUGCAUAGGGGUUAUCACACAGAAUGCAGGGUGUCUGAUUGCCCUGCUGAUGUGACACACCUGGUGUUUGUUAUUCAUGGAAUUGGCCAACUCAUGAAUAGCAGCAUCAAUGAGUGUUGCCAUAUGUUACGCAAUGGAUCAAAGCAGAUUGCUGAAAAAUACUUUAAGGAGGAAAACUCGAAAGGACGGGUGGAAUUUGUCCCAGUGGAGUGGCGAUCUUCACUGAAGCUAGAUGAGGGAGUGAUUGAUCUUGUGACACCGCAUACUGUACGUGGUGUAAGAAACGUGAUUAAUACCAGCAUGAUGGACAUCAUGUACUACACAAGUCCUUUCUAUAGAGAAGAGAUUAUUGGAUUCGUGAAAAACGAGUUAAAUAAACUCUACAAUCUGUUUUUAUCACGGCACCCUACGUUUCAAGAGAAUGGUAAUGUGUCAAUAAUAGCACACUCACUGGGAAGUGUCAUAAUAUAUGACAUAUUAGAAAGAUGGGACUUGAGAUUACGAGAUAUAGAAGCAAGCACGCAGAAUAGAUUUGUCACAGACAGCAUAAACUAUCUUAAUUCGAUGGAAGAGAAUCUAGAGAACUCGAAUUCACCACGACCUGGUGACUCCAAAAACAACCCCAUACAUGUCGAGCUGGCCCAAGCACAAUUAAGAUUGGAAGAGUUAGACUUUAAACUUCACAACCAAAUGUCAGGAUUGAGCAAUGGGCAAAGUUCCAAAGACGCUUUGCAUUUUAAGGUUGCAAACUGCUUUCUAAUCGGCUCACCAUUGGCCGUGUUUUUCACCCUACGAGGAUUUCGUCCUGGUGAGGAAACGGAAAAGGCUGUGAUGCCCCAGAUUGUUUGCAAAAGGUUGUUCAAUAUUUACGACCAAUGCGAUCCAGUGGCGUACAGGUUAGAACCGUUAUUUCGCGAGCGUUACUCGAACGUAGAACCUGUGCAUAUCAAGGGUCACGCUGAGACCAACUACACCUACGAUUCCUCUGAGCAAAUUUUGCAGCCAGACAGUAGUGGAGGGACUGGAAACUGGUUAGUGUAUGCCUUGAUAGGUCAACCAAAGGGUGGAAAGGCGGCAGAAGGAAACGCGAAACCAGGACCAACCCAAGCGAGCACAGAUCAAUGUGACGGCGGAGAUACCACCAAUGCAACGAAAGAUGUAUCCAGCGGUGGAUGGUUUUCAAGAAUGUUCUCACGAAGUACCACGAACGCUUUUGACGCCAGCGAUCAAGACGCAGUCGACGGGGAUAAGGAAAACGCUGAUUCAACAAAACGGAAACAAGUUCUAUCGCGAAGAAUCGACUACACUUUAUCUGAGAACAGAACACAAUAUUGGUCUGCGAUAACGUCUCAUCUAUCCUACUGGAACUCAAAGGACCUUUGUCGUUUUGUGCUGCAUCAAAUAUACUCUGACAAGGCGUUGAAUCACGAUCAGUAAAAACAUGAUGAUUUUUAUAUACACAAAGCACUGCUUUGUGGAAAGUUGCGCGCAGAAAGAUGUACCGUAAAAAUAGUUUCGUGUUGGAAAACACGAAUUUCGCGCUAGCAAGCUGCAGCACAGAUAGCAUUACUCAUGCCAUUUUUGGCCGGAAAACGAUCGAUGUUUGCAGAAAGCGUUCAAUCAAAUCGAAAGACACUAAGUCAGUGAA